Messenger RNA from Capronia epimyces CBS 606.96, 1992 nucleotides. RefSeq names its product translation factor GUF1, mitochondrial. Gene Ontology annotation, molecular function: GTPase activity; GTP binding; mitochondrial ribosome binding. Bases 1 to 1992 code for a protein of 663 amino acids. Gene Ontology annotation, biological process: positive regulation of translation. Gene Ontology annotation, cellular component: mitochondrion. The record is from RefSeq and is a predicted model, not a curated record. NCBI's taxonomy places the organism in Eukaryota, Fungi, Ascomycota, Eurotiomycetes, Chaetothyriales, Herpotrichiellaceae. The transcript is spliced from 2 exons.
AUGCGACUAUGGCUGCAGGUCUUUGCACGGCGAAGAGCUGCCAUAAGCACUCCUUCUGCCCCAGCAUGGUCCGCGUCUAAUAAGUACCUCUACCACCGCUCAGUGCGGACCUUUACCACAUCUCCGGUGUGCGCCGCUGCCCCAGCUGCUCCCCCGACCGCACUCGAAAAGCGAAUUGCGGCCAUUCCCAUCGAUCGGUACCGCAACUUCUGCAUCGUCGCCCACGUCGACCAUGGCAAAAGUACCCUUAGCGACCGACUGCUGGAACUGACCGGCACGAUUGAAGCGGGCUCGAACAAGCAAGUUUUGGACAAGCUCGACGUGGAGAGAGAACGGGGAAUCACGGUCAAGGCACAGACAUGUUCAAUGAUCUAUAAUUACAAGGGCGAGGACUAUCUUCUGCACCUGGUAGAUACGCCUGGUCAUGUGGAUUUCCGAGCAGAGGUGUCCCGCAGCUACGCCAGCUGUGGUGGUGCCUUGUUGCUCGUCGAUGCCAGCCAGGGCAUCCAAGCUCAGACUGUAGCCAACUUCUACCUCGCCUUCUCUCAAGGCUUGACGUUGAUCCCUGUCAUCAACAAAGUCGAUCUCCCCCACGCCGAUGCUCCGAGGGCACUGGAACAAAUGCACGAUACGUUCGAGCUGGAUCCGGACACUGCGGUCCUGGUAUCUGCAAAGACUGGACUCAAUGUGGAGAGUGUCCUCCCAGCGGUCAUCGAGAGAAUACCUGCGCCGAUUGGCGAUCACACAAAGCCUCUACGCCUCUACCUUGUAGACUCGUGGUAUUCCAGCUAUAAAGGGGUGAUCCUGCUAGUACGCCUAUUCGACGGAGAACUUCGUGCAGGCGACCAGAUUGUGUCGUUUGCGACUGGCCUGAAAUACACCGUUGGAGAAGUGGGCAUCAUGUACCCGGAUCCAACGCCCCAGAAGGUCCUCCGGGCAGGACAGGUGGGAUAUGUCCACUUCAACCCUGCAAUGAGGAAGAGCAGUGAGGCCAAGGUCGGGGAUACAUACACCAAAGUUGGAUUUCAAAGGCAGGUCCAGCCGCUGCCAGGAUUUGAGGAACCUAAGCCGAUGGUCUUUGUGGCCGCGUUCCCUGUGGAUCAAGGCGACUUUGAGCAUCUCGAAGAUAGCAUCAACCAACUUCUCCUGAACGACCGCAGCGUGACUGUACAGAAAGAGUCUUCUGAGGCGCUGGGGGCGGGUUUUCGACUUGGGUUCCUAGGUACACUGCACUGUUCUGUGUUCGAGGACCGACUACGACAAGAACAUGGGGCGAGCAUUAUCAUCACUCCGCCCACGGUUCCUUUUAAGGUCAUCUACAAGGAUGGUAAGGAAGUCGUGGUGACCAACCCAGCCGAGUUUCCCGAUAGUGAGGAGACACGGCGAAAUGUGGCGGAACUGCGUGAGCCAUACGUGCUGGCGACCCUGACGUUUCCCGACGAAUAUCUUGGUAAAGUGAUGGAGCUGUGCGAGAACAACCGCGGCGAGCAGAAAUCGAUGGAAUACUUCACAUCGUCGCAAGUCAUUCUUCGAUACGAGAUGCCGCUGGCACAGCUGGUCGACGACUUCUUUGGCAAACUGAAAUCAUCUACCAAGGGCUACGCAACGCUCGACUACGAGGAGGCCGACUGGCGCAUUAGCAAUAUCGUCAAGCUGCAGCUUCUGGUGAAUAAAGUGCCCGUGGACGCGAUUUCGCGGGUGCUCCAUCAUUCGCAGGUCCGGCACGUGGGCAAGCACUGGGUCGAGAAGUUCAAGGAACAUGUCGAUAGGCAGAUGUUUGAAGUGGUCAUCCAGGCCGCCGUCGGCAAGCAUGUGGUGGCGCGAGAAACGAUCAAGCCUUUCCGCAAGGACGUCACGGCGAAGUUGCACGCUGCCGAUGUGUCGAGACGCAGGAAACUGCUGGAAAAGCAGAAGGAAGGCCGCAAGAAACUGAAGGCCGUCGGGAACGUGGUCAUCGAGCACAGCGCUUUCCAGGCAUUCCUGGCAAAGUGA